AUGGCGUCGAAAAGGCGGGAAACAGAAAAGAAGGAUAAAAAUAAACAGAGAAAGGGUCUGCUGCAUUUUUUCUCCUCCGUUUUUCAUCCACACCUUCCCCCUAUAUCUCUUUCUCUCUCUCACUCUCUCUCUCUCUCUCUCUCUCUCUCUCUCUCUCCGUUUGUAUCUUCCCUCUUUAAUCGCUCUUGCUUUUAUCUACUCUUGUCUUACAACACUCAUUUCUUUUCUUUUUUUAUUUUCCCCGGGUCUCUUUCUUUCUUUCUUUCUUUCUUUCUUUUUUUUUUUUUAUCUGUAUUCCUCUUUGCUUUUUUUUUAUUAUUAUUCUUAUUUGCUUUCUUCUCAUUUAUAUUUUUUCUGUCACUCUUUCUUUCUUUUUCAUUUGUUUUUUUCUAUUUUCUUUCAUUUUUCUUCCUCCUUUCUUUCUUUCUUUCUUCUUUCUUUCUUUUUCCUUUUUUUUCUUUCUUUCUUUUUCCUUUCUUCUUUCUUUCUUCUUUCUUUCUUUUUCCUUUCUUUUCAAUUCUUUUUCUUUCGUUCUUCUUCCUUUAUUUCUUUAUUUCUGUUUUCUUUGUUCUUCCUUUCUUCUUUCAUUCUUUCGUUCUUCUUUCAUUCUUUCAUCUUUCUUUCCUUCUUCUUUCUUUUUCUUCCUUUCUAUCUUUUUAUCUUACGUAUUUCUUUUUCUUUUCUUUCUUCUUUCUUUUUUUGUUUCUUCUUUCUUUCUUCUUCUUGCUUUCUUUCUUGUGUCUUUCUUUCGUUCUUCUUUUUGUCUCCGUUCUUUUUUCUUCUUUCUUUUAUCUCCUUCCUUUUUCUCUCUUUAUUUCUUCUUUCUUUCUUCUUUCUUUCGUCCAUCUUUCUAUCACUCAUCUUUGUUUUUCUCUUCUUUCUUCUUCCUUUCUUUUUUUGGUAUUUCUUUCUUUCCUCUUCUUUUCCUGUUUAUUCUUUCUUAUUUUCAUCUUUCUUUCUGCUUUCUUCCUACUUUUUCUUUCUUUCUUCUUUUUCUUUCUUCUUUCUUUCUUCCUUCUUUCAUUCUCCUUUCUUGCUUUUUCGUUUCAUUUUCUUUAUUGUUUCUUUCAUUCUAUUUUAUUUCGUUCGUUCUUCUUUCUAUUUUCUUUCUUUUUUCUUCUUCUUUUUUUCCUUUAUUCUGACUUCCGUUCGUUCUCCUUUCUUAUUCAUUUCCUUUUUUAUUCUUUCUUCUUUCUUUCUUUAUUCUUUCUUAUUCCUUUCAUUAUUCUUUCUUAUUCCUUUCCUCUUUCUUUCUUUUUAUUUCUUUCUUCUUUCUUUCAUCUUUCUUCUUUAUUUCUUUCUUUCUUAUUUGUUUUUUUCAUCUUUCUUCUUCCUUUCCUUUUUCUUCUUUCUGUCUUUCUAAUUUCUUUCUUUCUUUCUUCUUCCUUUAUUUUCUCUUUCUUUCUUCUUUCUUUCUUUCUUCUUACUUCUUUUUUCUUUCUUAUUUCUUUUUCUUUCUUCUUCUUUUUUCUUUCUUUCUUUCUUCUUUUUCUUUCAUUUUUCUUUUUUCAACAUGAUUCUUCCUUUUUUUUCUUCUUUCUCUCUUUCUUUUUUCUUUCGUUCUUCUUUCUGUUUUGGUUCUUCAUUUCUUUUUCCUUUCUUCUUUCUUUCUUCUGCCUUCUUUCUUUUUUUUGUUUCUUCUUUUUUUCUUUCAUCUUUUUUCUUCGUCCUUUUUUCUUUCUUCUUUCUUAUUUCUUUUAUUCAUUCGCUUUCUGUUUCACCGCCCUAUCUUUUUCUUUUUCCUCUUUUUCUUUUUUCUUAAACAGCUCUCAUUUUAUUUUUCUUUGCUGUUUCCAUCUUUUUUAUAACCGGCUCUCUUCUACACCUUUUGAUUUUUUUUCCCUUUUCUAUCGUUUCGUUUUCUUCUUCUUCUUCUUCUUCUUCUUCUUCUUCUUCUUCUUCUUCUUCUUCUUCUUCUAA
Acanthosepion pharaonis is the source of this 1920-nucleotide messenger RNA. NCBI's taxonomy places the organism in Eukaryota, Metazoa, Mollusca, Cephalopoda, Sepiida, Sepiidae. The record is from the annotation of a GenBank genome assembly.